Messenger RNA from Cynara cardunculus var. scolymus (artichoke), 1182 nucleotides. Its product is annotated as 5'-methylthioadenosine/S-adenosylhomocysteine nucleosidase 2-like. Bases 91 to 930 code for a protein of 279 amino acids. Lineage: Eukaryota; Viridiplantae; Streptophyta; Magnoliopsida; Asterales; Asteraceae. Gene Ontology annotation, biological process: nucleoside metabolic process. The record is from RefSeq and is a predicted model, not a curated record. The transcript has 8 exons. Gene Ontology annotation, molecular function: methylthioadenosine nucleosidase activity.
UUAACACCGCAUUGUGAAAGACGUGUCCGCCAAAUUCGCUCCUCCAAUUUCCACUCUUUCCUCCCUCCGCCGGAUUAUCAGAGAGGGAAAAUGACCGACACACCGCCGUCGACGACGACGACAACGGAUCCUAUUCAUACUGAAGAUGAGAACAACAGCAACCAGGAGAUCGUCUCAGCUGUCUCCUCUUCCGAUAACCAUAUUUCAACUAUCGUUAUCAUCAUCGCGAUGCAGACGGAAGCACUUCCUCUUGUGGACACUUUUAAGCUAACGGAGGACCGAAAUUCUCCAUUCCCGAAAGGAACUCCUUGGGUCCGCUAUUAUGGUUCAUACAAAGGUCUGAGUGUAAAUAUCUUAUGGCCGGGAAAGGAUGCUGCUUUAGGAGUUGACAGUGUUGGUACUGUUUCUGCAUCUCUUGUGACUUAUGCUGCUAUUCAAGCUUUGCAUCCAGACCUUGUUAUAAAUGCUGGCACUUCUGGUGGCUUUAAAGCAAAAGGAGCUUGUAUUGGUGAUGUCUAUGUUGCAUCAGAAGUUGCUUUUCAUGAUAGAAGGAUACCAAUCCCAGUUUUUGAUCUGUAUGGAGUUGGUGUGCGGCAGGGUUUCUCAACACCAAAUUUGUUGAAGGAGCUCAACCUUAAGGUUGGCAAACUUUCAACUGGAGAUUCUUUGGAUAUGACCCCAUUGGAUGAAGCUUCCAUAGUUGCAAAUGAUGCAACUGUCAAAGACAUGGAGGGAGCUGCUGUUGCAUAUGUAGCAGAUCUCUUGAAAGUCCCUGCAAUAUUUGUGAAAGCCGUCACUGAUAUCAUUGAUGGAGAUAAACCGACUUCGGAGGAAUUUUUGCAAAAUUUGACAGCAGUGACAGUUGCACUCGACAAAACAGUUGCUCGAGUGGUUGAUUACAUCAGUGGAAAAUCCAUCUCAGAACUUUAAACCGUUGUUACCAUCCUGUUUUGAUGGAGGUAACAGCAAUUUUUUGCAAUACCUUUAAUGAAAUAUGAUUGAUUUGUGUAUUGAACAAAUGAUAUGUCUAUUACGUGUGCCUUAUGUAUGUUUGAGCUUAUUAUUAGUGUGUGUGCCCAUUGAUAUUCAAAACCUGUAUAAGAAUUGUCUUCAAUGAUGCAUUGUACAAAUCCAAAACAUGUAAAAGAUGCAAUUUUUUUACAAGUUUUGCAGUUCUUGCAA